Molecule: messenger RNA, 489 nt
Organism: Sphenostylis stenocarpa
Lineage: Eukaryota; Viridiplantae; Streptophyta; Magnoliopsida; Fabales; Fabaceae
Source: the annotation of a GenBank genome assembly
AUGGGGUUAUCGGCGUCAAAGAGAGUGGAGAAUAGUUUGUCAAACUCGGGCGAUUUUGACUCGGCAUGCGACUCGGCCUUCUCACACUGCCUCGCUCUCACGCAGCACGCUUUCCAAGGGGUGUUUCCAUACCAACUCAAAACCGCCUCCGACUACAUCCACGCCAACACCACACACGCGCUUGUCCGAAAGUGGGUCCCAGCACCACCCGAUCGCACCCAAAUCGACGCCGCACUCCGCCGCCUCCCUCCGAAUCACGACGACGACACCCUCCCACUCCCCCUCUUCAAAAAAUGGGCCCACCACCUCUACACCGACGCCGUCGUCUCCGCAGCCACCAAAGCGCUCAUGGUGCGCCUCCCCGUCGGCGUGGCCGGGAUCGUCGGAAUCGGCGCCGUCACUCGACCCCCUGCCCAAUUGGUUGGCACCUUCGUCGGAGCCUAUUCUCUCGGCGUUGCCCUCUCCAUUUUUCUUGGCUUAUCCGCAUAA